GGAGGUAUCUUUCUAUGGAGUAAAAUAUUUGUUUCUCUUAUAGUCAUAGUCUAACCAUGAUACUUAAACACUGUUUUAUAAACUUCCUUAUCACAUUCCUCUGGAUUUAUGGAGGAGGAAGUAGACCAGUACAGGAAUCUCUAAGGCCCCGCAGGGUGGAGUUUCAGUCAUUUAAUCUCCAGAAUGUUUUACACUGGCAUCCUGGAAGUGAUUUCACCCCUAACAACACAGUCUAUUUCGUGCAAUACAAAAUUUAUGGACAGAAAGAGUGGACAAACAAAGAGGGAUGCUGGGGCAUUUGUGAGCUCUUUUGUGACCUGACAAACGAAACCUCAGAUGUGCAAGAACCUUAUUAUGGAAGGGUGAAAGCUGCUUCUGCUGGCACGCAUAGUAACUGGAGCAUGACAAAGAGAUUCCUCCCCUGGUGGGAAACAAAAAUAGGACCUCCUUCUAUCCAUGUGAAACAAAGUACCAGAUCAAUACAGUUGAUACUUCAUGCUCCAAAUUCACCCUAUAAAAGUAAAAGAGGAAAAAGCAUAUCAAUACAAAAUUACUAUGAACUAGUAUACCGAGUAUUUACAAUUAAUCAUUCCCUAGAUAUGAAGCAAAAGGUAUAUGAAGGUACCAAUGACAAGGUUGAAAUGGAUAUGAUACCUGGCUCCAGCAACUGUGUAGCUGCAGAAAUAUAUUUGCCUGAACUAGCCCAAAGCAGUAUGAGCACUGAAAUCUGUACCUUCAUGGCUCCAAGAAAUGAUACAGAAGACAGCCCUCUCAGGAAUGCCAACAGCAUGUAAACUGAUGGAAUCUGGUAUUCCAAAAGGUUGCUCUGACUUGAAGAAGGUAGUUACAAAAUCCUAGUAGAAAUGAUCAAGCAAAAUUCAAGGUUGCUAUUUGUCUGUCUUUAUAAAUCCUUACUCUGAUUGCUAAAAAUAUAGAAGUGAAAAUAUGAAAGAAAACAGUUAAUUUUGUCAUUAUCCUGAGAAAUCUUUUUAAUGAAAGAUUUAUCUUUUUAAAGCUCUUAUUUUUA
This is a messenger RNA of Trichosurus vulpecula (common brushtail), 1027 nucleotides long. It is a transcript of the gene IL22RA2, whose product is annotated as interleukin 22 receptor subunit alpha 2. The record is from RefSeq and is a predicted model, not a curated record. Bases 57 to 794 code for a protein of 245 amino acids. Gene Ontology annotation, molecular function: interleukin-22 receptor activity; protein binding. The transcript has 6 exons. NCBI's taxonomy places the organism in Eukaryota, Metazoa, Chordata, Mammalia, Diprotodontia, Phalangeridae.